UCCAAAAACCUUGGUCCAAUCAGAGCAGAGCUGCUCUGCCGGGGCUCUCGUCCCCUCUCCCAAAAGUGGUAUAUGUACCGCAAGACUCAGCCAGAGUCCUUUACUCGACACAUACUUCAGAUAAGUAAGAAGACGCAAAAGGUUCAGGAUUUUGGGGGAGUUUGUUCUGCAGAAGGAGACUCCUCAAGAGGUCUGGCUCUCUUGCAGAUAACAGAGUUCGAGCUGAUUCUGGCCCGUUUGGGAGCCUGAUGUCUCUGCAUUUAUCUCCAGAAUCAACCUGAGGUUGCGAGUGGCAAGUGAAGAAGUAACCCCUUAAAGGUUGUAGAAGAAGAAAAUGGAUACCAGAUUGUUAUGGCUGUUCUCUCAACUCUUAAUAGCUUUUUGCACGGGACAAGACACGGGAACAGAGCCGGAGCAACCGGAGGAGACCCCAGAGGGCGCAUCCACUCUGGCGUUCGUGUUCGAUGUGACCGGCUCCAUGUACGACGACCUGGUCCAAGUGAUCGAAGGCGCGUCUAAGAUACUGGAGACGUCCCUGAGCAGACCCAAGAGACCGCUGUACAACUUCGCGCUUGUCCCCUUUCACGAUCCAGAGAUCGGACCUGUUACCAUCACAACAGACCCAAAGAAGUUCCAGUACGAGCUGAGGGAGCUGUAUGUCCAGGGUGGUGGAGAUUGUCCAGAGAUGAGCAUCGGAGCCAUCAAGAUCGCCCUGGAGAUCUCUCUGCCGGGGUCCUUCAUUUACGUCUUCACAGAUGCCCGAUCAAAAGACUACAAGCUGACCCAUGAGGUUCUGCAGCUCAUCCAGCAGAAACAGUCACAGGUGGUGUUCGUACUGACAGGUGACUGUGAUGACCGGACUCACGAGGGCUACCGGGCCUACGAGGAGAUCGCCUCCACCAGCUCUGGACAGGUGUUCCAUCUAGACAAGAAGCAAGUCAACGAGGUCCUGAAGUGGGUGGAGGAGGCGGUGCAGUCGUCCAAGGUCCACCUGCUGUCCACCGAUCACUCCAAGGGCGUCAGCCACACCUGGCAGAUGCCCUUCGACCCCAGCCUCAAGGAGGUCACGGUGGCACUGAGUGGCCCCGCGCCUGACAUCGAGAUACGGAACCCCCAAGGGAGGCUGAUGGGGCCGAGUGACGGCCUGACGGAGCUCCUCCACAUCCAGAACUCCGCCAAGGUGGUGAACAUCAAAGACCCCCUGCCUGGCAUGUGGUCCAUCAAGACGUCGAGCCAGGGACGGCACUCGGUCCGCAUCUCCGGCCUCAGCACCAUCGACUUCCGCGCUGGCUUCUCCCAGAAGCCCACGCUGGACUUCAGGAAGACGUCCCGGCGCCCGGUGCAGGGCACCCCCACCCACAUCCUGCUCAACGCCACGGGCCUGGCCCCUCCGGCCCUCCUGGACAGGCUGGAGCUGGUGUCCAUCACGGGGGAGGUGGUGAAGACCCUCCCCAUCCUCUCCUACCCCGGUCGCCAGCCCUUCAGCCUGUGGAACAUCAGCGAGUUCAUCCCCCCCAGCGAGGCCUUCUUCCUCCGGGUGUCCGGGUACGACCGGGAAGGCGUCCUGUUCCAGAGGGUCUCCAGCGUGUCCUUCUCCAGCAUCGUCCCAGAUGCCCCCUCGGUGGUGAUGCUGGCCACCACCCCUGGGUACUACCACCAGGGCGGCGCCAUCCCCUGCCUGGUGGACAGCCUCAUCCCCUACACCGUGCGCUUCACCAGGGACGGGCGCCGGCUGGGAGCCGACCAGCUCUUCAGGGAGUCAGACACGGCGUCCUGGGAGAUCCCCUUGGUCACCCUGAAGGACGAGGGCCACUACGAGUGCAUCGCCAUCAGCAGCGCGGGGACGGGGCGAGCCAGAACCUUCCUGGACGUAUCAGGUAACGGUGGAGAACCCACCAACACCACACCACCAACCACGUGGCUGCAGGACACUGAUCUGACCCCACAUCAGGCAGGGGGAGGAGCUCCUGGAGAGGUUAGGGAGGGCAGGUCAGUCAGGCCCCCAGUACGUUAUCAGCUGAAGAAAUAGCUUUGGGUCUAUGUUCCUGUGAAUGUUCAUUUCGUGAUGAUUUCCAGACACAGAACAAAUGAUUUCCACUGUGCUGCCUUUGGCUAGCGUGUCAAUAUAUCUC
Molecule: messenger RNA, 2132 nt
Organism: Gadus macrocephalus (Pacific cod)
Lineage: Eukaryota; Metazoa; Chordata; Actinopteri; Gadiformes; Gadidae
Product: hemicentin-1-like
Exons: 10
Coding region: 335-2029 (564 amino acids)
Source: RefSeq, a predicted model, not a curated record